AUGCGGCUGUUCGGUAAACAAAACAGUGAGUCCAGCACCAAGAUCCUCAAAAUGGCUCCCAUGCCCUCCCUGACCAAAACAUGGCACUCCCAAUCCUACCCUUCCAUCGACCCUCUCCGCCCUGAGCUCUCCGCGAAAGGCAAGGUCGUAGCCAUAACCGGCGGCGGCGGUGCCAUCGGAGCAGCAACUGCCCUUGCGUUCGCCAAAGCGGGUGCUUCCAAGAUCGCAAUCAUCGGCAGAUGA
This is a messenger RNA of Saxophila tyrrhenica, 243 nucleotides long. RefSeq lists its product as uncharacterized. Lineage: Eukaryota; Fungi; Ascomycota; Dothideomycetes; Mycosphaerellales; Extremaceae. Bases 1 to 243 code for a protein of 80 amino acids. The transcript is spliced from 2 exons. The record is from RefSeq and is a predicted model, not a curated record.